Molecule: messenger RNA, 1918 nt
Organism: Sebastes umbrosus (honeycomb rockfish)
Lineage: Eukaryota; Metazoa; Chordata; Actinopteri; Perciformes; Sebastidae
Gene: slc13a3
Product: solute carrier family 13 member 3
Exons: 13
Coding region: 98-1918 (606 amino acids)
Biological process (GO): citrate transport; monoatomic anion transmembrane transport
Cellular component (GO): membrane
Molecular function (GO): sodium:dicarboxylate symporter activity; succinate transmembrane transporter activity; citrate transmembrane transporter activity
Source: RefSeq, a predicted model, not a curated record
CCCACUGAGGCUUCAAAGUGCGUCCCAACCAGCUCCUCUCAUCCAGUCCGGAGCUCCUUCUCCUCUAAACUGAAGCAACAUUUUAUUCCCUCCAGAGAUGAAACUAUCUGUUGUGUCCAAGAAGCUGUGGUGCAUCCACAAGCCUCUGAUCCUCCUGCUCACUCCACUGGUGUUACUGCCCUUACUCUUUACUCUACCGGAGAAGGAGGGAAAAUGUCUUUAUGUGGUGCUGCUGAUGGCUAUGUUUUGGUGCACAGAGACCCUUCCUCUGGCCGUCACUGCGAUGCUUCCGGUCUGCCUCUUUCCAACACUGGGAAUUCUUCCAUCCAAACAAGUCUGCCCUCAGUACUUCCUCGAAACCAAUUUCCUCUUCCUCAGUGGUCUUGUGCUGGCGUCGUCCAUCGAAGAGUGGGGCCUGCAUCGCAGAAUCGCCCUGAAGGUCCUCACUAUUGUCGGAGUAAAGCCAGCCUGGCUCAUACUGGGAAUGAUGCUGACCUCGUCCUUCCUGUCAAUGUGGCUCAGCAACACCGCCACCACCGCCAUGAUGCUCCCUAUCGCUAACGCCAUCCUGGAGAGUCUGUUUGGAGACCUGGAGACCCUGAAAAAGAAGAGCAAGUCCACAGAGGAUCCUGAGAAUGAUAUGAUAAAUGGUCAGUCUCCUGUAAAGUUGGAUUCAGUGCCGUCAGGGCCCUUGGAAAAACAAAUGCUGUCAAUAGACGGGACGGAUGGGACUGAGCAGGGCGACAUGAGGUCGGCUGAGGAGAUCCGAUCCGAGGCGGAGUACCAGCUGAAGGUGUGGAAAGGAUUCUUGAUCUGUAUUCCUUAUGCAGCCAGUAUCGGAGGGACCGCCACGCUGACAGGCACCGCGCCCAACCUCAUCCUGAUUGGACAGCUGAAAAGCUACUAUCCAGACUGCGACCUCAUCAAUUUUGGCUCUUGGUUCGCAUUCGCUUUCCCGCUCAUGGUUCUCUUCUUGUUUUUAUCAUGGAUUUGGAUCGCGUUUCUCUACGGGGGAUUAAAUACGCGAUUGUGUGUGACGAAACACGACCAGAGAGCCGAGGCAGAGGCCAGAGCGAAGGAUCUAAUAAACGACGAUUACAGAAAACUAGGGCCCAUAAAUUUUGCAGAGGGAGCGAUUUCUUUCUUUUUCGUAUUGUUUGCUGUUCUGCUGUUCACAAGAGAUCCCAAAUUUAUCACUGGCUGGUCUGUGCUUUUUAAAAAGGGGUACGUCUCAGACGCCGUCACUGGUGUGAUCAUUGUGUCCAUAUUGUUCUUCUUCCCCUCGCAGAAACCUUCUCUGAGCUGGUGGUUUGACCCUCAAGCAUCAAACACUCCUUAUGUCCCUCUGCUGACAUGGAAGAAAGCUCAGGACUCUGUUCCCUGGAAUAUCAUUCUGUUGCUUGGAGGCGGCUUCGCUAUGGCUAAAGCUUGUGAGGAGUCUGGACUCGCCUCCUGGAUCGGAGGCCACCUCCAGCCUUUGGCCGAGGUCCCACCCGCUGCAGCUGUGAUGUUGAUCGCUGGUUUCCUGGCCUGUUUCACUGAGUUCGCCAGCAACACUGCCACAAUUAUCAUAUUUUUACCCGUCAUUAUUGAACUGGCUACUAACGUCUCAGUGAACCCUCUGUACUUCAUGAUACCUGCAACAAUAGGAUGUUCAUAUGCCUUCAUGCUGCCAGUGUCCACGCCACCCAACUCCAUCGCCUUUGCAACAGGACAUCUCAUGGUCAAAGACAUGGUGAAAACUGGCAUUGUGAUGAACAUCCUGGGUAUCCUCUCGGUCUCUCUGGCCCUAAACACGUGGGGCGUUGCCAUGUUUGACUUGGACACGUUUCCAGACUGGGCACACCCCAUCAACAAGACUGCUGUUAUUACUGAUGUGCACCUAUCAACCGUUCAGUCGCUCAAUGCUACUCUCUGA